UUAUUAUUCCCCCCCCUAUUUUACCGCUUAGGAGUGUAUAGUUAAGGGUAAAUGCUCUCCAUAUAAUAGCAUUAAAUACCUUAAUUCCCUUAAUCUUCCAUUUAAAAAACGAUUAAGAAAUUUAACAUCUGUAGUCGAAUACAAUUCUACGUUUAAAUUUAUUUUGCUUCCAUCGAUAGUCCUCGUGCUUCCGCAAACAGAUAGAAGCUUCUUCAACAUGCAAGAGAAAAAUAUUUUACAUGGACCACCUGAGCCUAUUUUGGAAUUCAAAAACUUAUCUUUAGGACAAUUAAUCUUAAAUCAAUUGCGUAUUCAUAGAGCUUGGGUAGCACAAAUAAAUGCUUAUACAAGAAAAGAGCAAACAUUUAAAGAAAUCCUAGAUGCCAGUCAGAAGUUAGCAAUUGCUUUUGAAAAAGAGGGAUUAAGAAAAAAUGAUCGUAUAGCUAUCUGUAGUGAAAAUAAUACAGAAUUUUGCAUACCAGUAUGUGCUGCAUUUUAUUUGGGUGUUACUGUUUGUCCAUUGAAUCCACUUUAUACAGAAAGAGAAUUGAAACAUGCAUUGAAUAUAUCUAAACCAAAAUAUAUUUUUGUAUCACUACUUGGAGCAAAGAAUGUCUGUAAAGUUGCUUCUCAGUUAUUUUGGUUGCCAAAACUAAUAAUGUUAACAGAAUCCCCAGAUAAUAAGUUACCAAAUAUUAAUGAUUUCACAUCAAACAUAACUGUUGAUAAUAAUUUCCAUGCUUAUUCAACUGAUAUUAACGAUCAUGUAGCAGUCAUUGCAUGUUCUAGUGGCACUACUGGAUUGCCAAAAGGAGUCAUGUUAACGGAUAAAAAUUUUUUAACUGUGAUAAGACACUUUGCGAUAUCAUCACCUGAUAUUGUAAAUAACAAUGUGACAACUUUAGCUUUAUUACCAUUUUUCCAUGCAUACUCUUUUUCUGUACUACUCGUGAGACUAACUUUUGGGAAUAAAAGCGUCAUUCUUCCACGUUUUGACGAAAAAAUGUUUUUACGUACAAUAGAAAAGUAUAAAAUAGGAUAUCUAACGGUUGUACCACCGCUUAUGGUGUUUUUAGCAAAGCAUCCUAUUGUAGACAAAUAUGAUUUGUCUAGUAUUCAAGAGAUGUGGUGUGGUGCAGCACCUUUGUCAGAAGAAAUUGCUAAAACAGUUUCAAGAAGAUUAAACAUGAAGAACAUAAAACAGGGAUAUGGAUUAACAGAAACUACUUUGGCUGUAAUAAAAUCACCGAAUAAUAAUACAAACUAUGGAAGUAUAGGAAUCUUAGCUCCAGGAAUUUCAGGUAAAGUGAUAUCAGUCAAUGAAGGUAAUUCUGGUCAAGCCUUAGGACCAAACAAUGCCGGAGAAUUAUGUUUCAAAGGGAAUUUAAUAAUGAAAGGAUAUUGCAAUGAUGAACUAGCUACAGCAGCAACAAUUGAUAAAGAUGGAUGGUUACAUUCAGGAGAUAUAGGAUAUUAUGAUGAACAGGGUUAUUUCUAUAUCAUAGAUCGUUUAAAGGAACUCAUUAAAUAUAAAGGAUUUCAAGUUCCACCAGCUGAACUAGAAACAGUAUUAUUAUCAUGUCCUGGAAUUAAAGAUGCAGCAGUUAUUGGAUUACCACAUGAGGAAGCAGGGGAGCUACCAACUGCUUUUAUUGUUAAACAGGAAGGAUCUAAUAUAACAGCUGAAGAUGUCAAUAAAUUUGUAAAUGAACGCGUAUCAAACCAUAAACGAUUACGAGGCGGCAUCAAGUUUAUCGAGAAUAUUCCCAAAACCGCAUCAGGAAAAAUUUUGCGCCGUGAACUUCGCGACGCACUUAAGUCGAAGCUAUAAGUAUUGAUAAGCUCGAAAAGAAAGAUAUGUUCUUACUUUACAUUUGUUUUAAAAAUGACAAGAAAAACACGAAACGAUUAACAACUAAAAUAAUAUUUAUAAACUUUUGUCGAAACAUUUUUUUAACAACUCAAUUUUUACUUAUACAGAAUUUGAAAUUUUUAGGAAAUCCUUUCUAAGGACUUUCCACUCUAGUCAUAUUAUCAGGAUAUUUCGAUAAUUUAUGUAAAUAUAAAUUAAAUCGCUUUUUAUGCGUAAGACUACGUA
Molecule: messenger RNA, 2098 nt
Organism: Osmia bicornis bicornis
Lineage: Eukaryota; Metazoa; Arthropoda; Insecta; Hymenoptera; Megachilidae
Product: luciferin 4-monooxygenase
Exons: 6
Coding region: 218-1831 (537 amino acids)
Biological process (GO): long-chain fatty acid metabolic process; fatty-acyl-CoA biosynthetic process
Molecular function (GO): long-chain fatty acid-CoA ligase activity
Source: RefSeq, a predicted model, not a curated record